This is a messenger RNA of Peniophora sp. CBMAI 1063, 3504 nucleotides long. Lineage: Eukaryota; Fungi; Basidiomycota; Agaricomycetes; Russulales; Peniophoraceae. The record is from the annotation of a GenBank genome assembly.
AUGGAGCGCGACUCGGGCGCGCUGACGGCGGCGGUGGGCGCGUCGACCUCGUCAUGGCAGGCCGACCUGUCGUCACUGUACCAGCGGACGAAAGACCGCUUCCCGGACGUCGUCUGGCUCUCGGAGGACGACGACGAGGGCGUGUACGCACACAAGGCCGUCGUCUACGCCCGCGCACCACCGUCGUUCCAGCAGAAAUAUUUCACGCUAUCCAAUGGGGCUGGGGCGAACCCGUCUGCUUUGUCAUUGCCGCUUGCCGGGAGUCGGUCGCCUAGUCCGGCGAUGCGGCCUGCUACUCCGGACAGCGACGGCGAGCAGGACAAGGCGCAACCUCUCACGCGCAUCCGCACCAUACACAACGCGACGCUACUUUCGAAGGAGCUCGAAUAUCUUUAUACGGCGAAGGACUUUGGAGACGCUUUCGAGUUUCUGUUCGACACGCACGAUGCGACGGAGAGCAGGGUCGAUAAGCUCCGCAAGGAUCUCGUGUUCAUGUGGAGGUCAAGGCUUUACGCGGAUUGCAGGCUUGCGCUUACGAGCGAUUCUGCGGCGCACAAGGGCACCACCGCCGUGUUCUCCACCCACCGCUUCAUCCUCGUCUCCCGCUCAGACUACUUCCACAACGCCCUCACCCAGUUCAAGCCCACCAUCGAUGCCGACGGCGUGCCGACGGUCACGCUGCCCUCCCCGCCGUUUACACCCCCGGCGCUGCACUUUGUGCUCGGAUAUCUAUAUACCGGCACACUCGUAUUUUCGAACAGAACAUACGAUCUCGAUACCGCCCUCGCAAUCCACCGCGCGGCAUCUUAUCUCGCCCUCGCCCCUCUCGUCGCAGAGGUCGAGGCCAGACUCGUGGUGGAAAUGCUCCACGGCCUCUACUCCGCAUACCUCCCUUUCGAAGCAUACGACGCGCAAUCCGGUGGCCGCUGGGGCGCACAAGGCUGCCGCUGCAGACAAUGCGCUCGUCGCGCACCACGCGUGUUAGAAUUCGCAACAUCCAUGGACUCGCGCUCGGAGUUACUCGAGCGCGGUGCACGACGAGCGCUUGUGGGCUUGUUCGGCGAGGGCUGGUGUCACCCCGAGUUCGCGCGCCUUGAUCGUCGCGCACGCGAACAGGCGCUAAAGGGCGUGGCCAAGCGCUCGACACCGAUGAACGCCGUUCCCCUCCUCCUCUCCGCCAACUCUGCGCUCGCACGCCUCGAAUCAGUGUUGGAGCCGUGGGCGGAUACCACGCGCGAUAUGCUCGUGUCGGCGCGCAACACGCUCGACGGCGCGAUCGCGGAUAAUGCCGAGGCGGUGUUUGGGGAGAGGGACUGGGACGAGCUCAUGCAUUCGGAUGGAGCGCAUUUUACCGAUCCGGAUGUUUGUGCGGCGGUGUUGGGGAGUUUGAGGAGGGGGUUGAAUGAUAAGAAUGCGGGGAGGGUUUAUGAGGCGGUCGUCAGCGCUGUGUUGCUUAGACCUGCUGAAGACGAUCCGGGGAGGACGAUGUUGGGUCCGACGAGCGUUAUCAGGCAACAGGUCGAUGAAUGUCGAGCGGAGAUCAUUCGAUGGCUACGUAAGCGCUGGUUCAGCGUCCGGCAAGAGGCAGGCUUCGAUUCAAUUGAGCGCUGGGCGUUACAAGAGAUCUCCAGUGAAAUCGAAGUAUCCCCAGACGACCUCCUCUCAACCUCCCCCGCCGCCCAACGCGGAACCCGCGAACGUCCCAUCUCGCGCAGAGACCCCCAUUCCCACUCGCCCACACCCGGCUCGCGCCAUCACGGCGACACCAACGACGACUCCCUCCGCGCCUCCGUCCUCAACCGCAACCUCCGCCCAACCAACAGAACCACAACGCACAGCGCAACAAGCACGCCCCGCACCUCGCGCGUCGUCAGCGGCGAUAAACCCGGCGGUCGCAUCACAUCUUCCGCCUCUUCCAUACGCAGCUUUACGAGCACGAUGAGCGCGCAGAGCACACCUGUGCGCGCCGGGGGCGGUGUCGGUAUUGCGCGGGACAGCAAGCUCGGCCCGUCCAGCGCGAGCUUGCGCGUGCCUGCCCGAGAUCACCGCGGGCACGGGCACAGUAGCGGGCGGACGAGUCCGAGCCCGAGCGCGCUCACUACGCAGACGACGACGACUGUUACGGAGGAGGAUGCGAUGCAUGUGGAUCGUGAGGAGGGCGACGGGGAGGAGGACGCGCGGUCGACGCAUACGGCGAAUGAGGUGUCGACGGGGCGGAACGAUCUGAGCAAUUCGAGGACGACGACGGCUGCGUCUGCGAGGCCGCGUACGGCUGAUGCGCCUGGUCCUGCGAGGCCCAAGAGUGUGGCGUCGGUUAGGUCUACUGCGCUCAGCGUGCGGAGUAAAGCGAGUACGGUCCGCGAACCGCGCGCGCUGUCUAUUGCGGGCUCUAUGCGCUCUGUGUCGGGCUCGAACUCGAAUGCGAGGACUACGCCCGUUGGAGGCGCACGGACACCGAGCGGGUCGCGGACGCCGAGUAUUGCGGGGAGUAUCAGGUCGCCCGGCGUUGGUGCGCGCACGCCGAGCGGCGGGACGAGGCCGACGGCUUCGAGCAGCGCGAAGAGUACGGGUCCGGCUACGACUAGUGCUGCGACGAGGACGUCCAUUGCGAGAAGCCCGGCUUCGCCCGCGAAGAGCCCUGUACCGCGUGUGCCGAGCAAUAGCAAGUCCACGGGGCCCGCGACGCUUGGUGUGGGCUCGAGUACGGCCGAGUUACGCGCGAGGAGGGCGAGCGCGGCUAGUACGCAUAGCGUGGCGAGUGUGCGGAGUACGAAGUCGACGGCGACGACGUCUACGCCUGCGAACCAGCCUGGGCGGAGGCCGCCGAGUGUGGCGAGUGUGCGGAGCACGGCCAGUCCGGCUAUGAAGAAGCCGCCUGUGCCGAGGAUCAGGAAGGCGGGCGAGAAGGAGCUGCCGGGGACGCCUAGUGCGACGAGCAGCACGCUUACUGUGCGCAAACGCGGGAGCGCGGAUACGAUUCGGGAGAAGAAGGGGAAGGAGGCGGCGAAGGAUGCUGCGAAGGAGAACGAGGCGCCGCCGCCGGCUGGAGGGGCCACGCUCGCUGUUGGGAUACCGUGUAUCGUCACCAGUCAUCGCGCGAGGUUCAGAGCCUACGCACGAUAUAUCGGCGAAGUGGCGGGCGAAGCUGGGCCGUGGGUCGGAGUUGAGGUGCCGAUUGAAGCACUGGGUUCUAAAGAUAAAGACGGGCGACGACCGUGGCACGAUGGGUCGUGGGGCGGCAUACGGUAUUUUGAGCUUGCGGGCGAGAAGGCGUGGGAUGGGCCGGCUAUGAGCAUGUCGGGGCAUUCGAAGAUGAGCUCGACGCUUACGGCGGGGUCGAGGAUACGUGGGGGGAAGAGGGAGGCGAGCGAGGCGCUGGCGGGAAGUAGGGUCAAGAGGGCGAAGGUUGAAGGCGGGGAGGUGAAAGGGGAGAGCAGUAGGGGGUUAUUUGUGAGGCCGGCGCAGGUGCUGUAUGUGGUGGAUGCUGUUGGGACCGACUUGUGA